Molecule: messenger RNA, 840 nt
Organism: Penicillium antarcticum
Lineage: Eukaryota; Fungi; Ascomycota; Eurotiomycetes; Eurotiales; Aspergillaceae
Exons: 4
Coding region: 1-840 (279 amino acids)
Cellular component (GO): membrane
Molecular function (GO): transmembrane transporter activity
Source: RefSeq, a predicted model, not a curated record
AUGAGCUCUGGAUACGUUCAAACAGGCGCAUACGCCAGACUAGAUGGUCGAUAUAGAAUUAAGGGAUGGAGAUGGCUACAAAUCAUCUGCUUUGCCUGCACAAUCCCCAUUGCAUUCCUCAGUCUCUGUCUUCUUCCAAGCACACCAGAUAAAUGCACAUCCCGCUUCCUCGGCGAACACGAGAUCCGUCUCGCGCAAGAACGCAUGGCAUCUGAACACCGCGAGGCUCGCCAACCAUUUACCAAAUCGAAGGUCUUUCAAAUUCUCAAAGGCUGGAGACUGUGGGUUCUAGUUGCCUUUGCAUUCUUCUUCUCUCAAGCCGACGGUGUAUCUUCGAAUAGUGGUCUUUCACUAUGGCUCAAAGCAGAGGGCUGCUCAGUUGAGAAUAUCAACAUGAUCACCCACGUUACAAUCGUUGCAUCUGUGAUUUGCGCGGGGUUUUCGGAUAUCUAUGACGCAAAGCCCAGUCUAAUUGCUACAACAGCCGUGCUGAAUAUCUUCACUUGCAUUGUUCUUGCGAUCUGGAAUGUCCCCGUUGGCUUGAAAUUUUUGGAUUUUUCUUGUCUGGGACUGCGGGUGGCAUUGCUUUAUAUCAUCUUUACCUGGGCUAAUGAGAUCUGUGCACAUAGCGCUGAAGAGUGGGCUAUUGUUAUCAGUGCUAUGAAUACCAUUGAAAAUACCUUCGGGGCUUGGAUUCCGAUCUUUGUUUGGAGGACGGUGGAUGCGCCUAGGUAUCUCAUUGGGUACAAUUGGACUAUUGCGCUUGAUGUGUGUAUGAUUGUUAUGUUGGUAGUUUUGCAGCAGUUCUGGGCCCGUGAGCAGAAAAGGUCUCGGUCAUAG